This is a messenger RNA of Lepisosteus oculatus (spotted gar), 3598 nucleotides long. RefSeq names its product kelch-like protein 1. Gene Ontology annotation, molecular function: protein binding. NCBI's taxonomy places the organism in Eukaryota, Metazoa, Chordata, Actinopteri, Semionotiformes, Lepisosteidae. The record is from RefSeq and is a predicted model, not a curated record.
UCCCUGACAGCACUGGCAUUUGUAUUUAAAAAGAGUCUGCUUGGAGACUCUGUCAGGCUAUUUGCCGGUUCUGCCGCGGUGAGCACGAGCUCCCUGGAGACGUCUGGGAGGGCUGGUGAAGGAAGGAAGCUUAUAGGUGACUGCUCACUUCUGCCACUGCUCAGAAGGGGACAAAGCCAGCUGCUCGUGCUGUUCAUGAUGCUAUAUCUUGAGAUAUCUGCAGGUUGAGCACGUCUACUUUGCAGAACCGUACCUACGCUUGCUGUUGGAAAUGUCCGCCUCAGGUAGAAAAGAGUUUGAUGUGAAACACAUCUUAAGGCUGCGAUGGAAACUUUUCAGUCACCCGUCUCAGAGCUCCGCGGGAAGCUGUCUUCCUCAGGACAGCUUCGAGCACUGGGGCCCCAGUCAGCCUCGAAUAAAGAGCCACAGCCACGAGAGGAGUGCUUUCAAGAAGAAAGUCAGUGGCGUGAAUGGCUCUCUAUUUCCAUCGCCCAGCAAUGGCAGGCAUGGAAACCACAGCUGCCAGCAACAGAGAACAGUUUUCUACGUGGAAGCUGUUGGUGAGAUGCCUGGAGUGGAGUUCACCGGGGAGGUCAAGCCCUUUGGCCAUGAAGUCAAGGAAGAAGAAAGCGAUUCCGACAGCAGUAAUGUGACAGGACUGGGGUGUGGGAACAGACUGACAGUGGCCAGCUGUCCCCUGCCACCUCUCAACCAUAUGGAGUCAGACAGUUCAGAAGAGUUUUAUCAGUCUUUACAUCAUGCAGAGCAGACCUUCAGGAAAAUGGAGAGCUACCUGAAGCAGCAACAGCUCUGUGAUGUUAUAUUGAUUGCCGGAGACCGCAAGAUACCAGCUCAUAGGCUCGUUCUAAGCGCUGUGUCAGACUACUUUGCUGCAAUGUUUACAAGUGAUGUUUGUGAAGCCAAACAAGAAGAAGUCAAAAUGGAAGGGAUUGAUCCAUCUGCCCUGUGGGAUUUGGUGCAGUUUGCUUACACUGGGUGCCUUGAGCUGAAGGAAGACAACAUUGAAAACCUCUUGGCAGCUGCCUGUCUGCUGCAGCUCUCGCAGGUAGUUGAUGUUUGCUGUCACUUCCUCAUGAAGCUGCUGCAUCCAUCCAACUGUCUUGGGAUCCGGGCUUUUGCAGAUGCUCAGGGCUGCCUUGAACUCAUGAAGGUGGCGCACAGCUACAGCAUGGAACAUAUUAUGGAGGUGAUAAGAAAUCAAGAAUUCCUGCUGCUUUCUGCUGAUGAAAUUCUCCAGCUCCUUGCCAGUGACGAUGUUAAUGUUCCCGAUGAAGAAACAAUAUUUCAUGCCCUUAUUUCAUGGGUGAAAUAUGACACACAAAGGUGUAAAUAUUUAAGUACUCUGCUUGCCUACAUUAGACUUCCUCUUCUUCCAGCACAGCUUCUGGCAGAUCUAGAGAAUAACGCUCUCUUCAAGGAUGAUAUUGAAUGUCAAAAGCUUAUUCUUGAAGCCAUGAAAUAUCACCUUCUACCAGAAAGGAGGCUUUUGUUGCAAAGCCCGCGGACAAAACCGAGGAAGUCUACAGUUGGAGCACUAUAUGCUGUUGGAGGGAUGGAUAAUAACAAAGGUGCAACAACCUUAGAGAAAUAUGACCUAAGGACAAACACUUGGACACAAGCUGGAAUUAUGAACGGUAGGAGGCUGCAGUUUGGAGUGGCUGUGAUUGAUGAAAAGCUGUAUGUUAUUGGUGGGAGGGAUGGCCUACAGACUUUAAACUCAGUGGAAUGUUACAACCUGAAAACAAAAACAUGGACCACCGUGCCUGCGAUGUCAACUCAUAGACAUGGACUUGGAGUGACAGUAUUGGAAGGCCCCAUCUAUGCAGUGGGAGGUCAUGACGGCUGGAGUUACUUGAGCACCGUGGAGAGGUGGGAUCCUCAAAGUCAGCAGUGGACGUUUGUGGCAAGCAUGUCCAUCGCCAGGAGCACUGUAGGAGUGGCCUCUUUGAAUGGAAAGCUGUAUGCAGUGGGAGGCCGGGAUGGGAGCUCCUGUCUCAGCUCGAUGGAGUGUUUUGAUCCCCACACUAAUAAGUGGAAUGUUUGUUCGCCGAUGUCCAAACGACGAGGAGGUGUUGGGGUGUCAACGUGUGAUGGAUUUCUGUAUGCUGUUGGGGGGCAUGAUGCACCUGCUUCCAAUCACAGUUCCCAUCUCUCUGAUUGUGUGGAAAGAUAUGACCCCAAAACAGACACAUGGACAGCUGUGGCACCGUUAGGCCUGGCUCGUGACGCUGUUGGAGUUUGCCUUCUUGGAGAUAAGCUGUACGCAAUCGGGGGUUAUGAUGGGCAAACAUACUUACAAACAAUGGAGUGUUAUGACCCUCAAACAAAUGAAUGGACAAAGAUGGCAUCACUGAACAUUGGAAGAGCUGGUGCUUGUGUUGUUGUCAUUAAGCAGCCAUGAAGUCCACAGAAAAGACUCUUCUUGUAUCACAAGUGUUUCCUGAAAUGGUGCAAAAUAUCAAACAUGACCAAACAUCAUCGACAAUUUGUUCAACCAUUAAAUUGUUAGAACAAUGACAGUGUCUAACUGAAGUGUCUAAUCAAGAAUGGAAAGUUAAAAAUGUUUUAAAAUAUAUAUAUAAGAUUAUUUCAAAAUAAAUUACCUAUGAUGUAUUUUGGAAUAACCUUGAAUUAAACUCACAAUCCACAUUUUGGAGACCUGUGUAAAUUGAAAAUAUUGUAUUCGAGAAAUACUUUUUUAAGGAAAUGUACAUGCUGUUUUAAAAUGGCCACAUAUAUCCAAUAUAUCUGAUUGAAAUUUAACUGGAUAUUCUUCCAUUAUUGCAAAAGUGAUGAGAAAUUAACUACCUUAUGUUAAUUCUUCUACUGUCCCAUGACAAAAAAUAAUCUCACUUUCCUUUCAGAUGCAAUUAAAAUAAUAUGCAGUAUUUUACAUUGCAACUUUUAAAAUAUGGUAUUGGUAUACAAACUACAUAACAACUAAAGUUUGAGCAGAAUCUCCAUUUAAAUAAUUGUGUAAUAUUUCUCAUAGACAAUAAUCUGUGGUUUCUUUGGAAAGACUAAAUGUUUAGUUUUUUCCUGCAAAAGAGCAUUUACAGUAGAUCUUUCACUUUCAUUCAAAAAGUAAAAAACAUUUGUUUUUCAUGGUUUUUAAAAGCAUAUACAGUUAUAUACAUAUACCAAAGUCAGAGAUACAUUAUUUUUACUCUCAGGAAAUCUUUUUUUUAUUAUCAAAAUUAUUUAUGGUAACACUUGUUUUGUCUCUGUGUCAAUGUCAUCCAAUUAAGUAUUUUCUAGCUAAAGAAAAUUGGUAUAACUGAUAAAAAUAGUAACUAUAAUAACUGUACAAUUAGGCAAUGAGCCUUAUUAAAUGCCUGUCUAAAAUAGUCAUUUUGUUUUCUUCCAAAGAUUGUGCAAAGAAUUGUAAUGAUCAAAGUAUUAUUACAGUAUCAACCAAACAUUAAUAAGGAAUUCUGUAAUAUGUUUAGCAAAUACUGGGCAUUUACAGAACAAAUGGAGUAUUGUUCAUUUGUCAUCCACAGGCCAAUAGAUUCUAACCAUUUAUUCCAUACCUACUGUACCAGUAAAAUUUACUGAGACGUAAAUUAAAGCAUGA